CAUCUAUCCAGUUUCUGGGGCUUUAACUGGAUUUUCAUCAGGGACUGCAAGCAUCCUGUCAUCAGGUCCACCUCUUUGCUGCUUAUCCAUCCAUCCUAUCUCGUCUCAUCCAGACUGCAGAUGAUAAAUCUCCAGUACCACGAGCAUCACACCAACAACCGAAGAGAGAAUGAAGAACAGCCAUGAAAUGCCUCUCGCAGCAUCGCCACCUCUACCUCCACCUCCGUCAGCAUCAUCGUCGUCGUCAUCUCCUCCUCAUCCUCCUCCUCCUCCUCUUCCUCUCCGAUUCACUCACAGCCUCCUCAACAAACACAGCACAGUCACGCCUACCUCCCCUACAACCAUACCCACAACUACCACAGAGCAUAGCUGUACUAUGAUGACCACGGCCUCGACCACAACCCCAACCCCAAGCCAUAACCAUCUCCCAUCUCACCACCCUAAGCGAACCAGCAUACACUACCACCAUCACCACCACCACAUGCCCUCCCACCCAAUAACCAUCCCUCCCCGCCACCGCGAACUCUCCCUGACAGAUAGCGAAAUCAGCAUCCUGGAUCUGGGGCCCAGUCUUCUUGUCCUGGGCGAGGAAGGGGAGGAAGACGGAAACCCCGAGGAGGUGUAUUCGCUUGUCUAUGAUCGAUAUCCCAAUACCCUUGAGGAGGGGAACGAGAGUUGGGAGGGUGGCAGUUCAUUCACGUGGGAGAAGGCGGAUGGAGAAGGGAAGGGGAGUCAGAUGGGAAGAGAUACGCCUGUUCUGCGGGAGGGGAAAGGGAAAGGGAAGGGCAAGGGGAGGAUGAUUGUUGCGGAUGCUGCUGCUGCUGCUGCUGCUGAGAGGGAAUGGGAUGAUAACGGGGAAGCGGGAUUGGGGACGCAUGCUCAUCCUUCUUCGGGUUCUGCUCGUUCGGAUGGUGAUGCUGGCGAGACGUUGAAGUGUUGGUCUGCGGUUGCUACGCCUACGGGGGUGAGGCUUGGGGUUGGGGUUGUCGGGUUGCGCCGGGGUGGGGGUUUGGAUACUAGGUAGUGUAUAGAUGGAGUCUGCGUUAUGGGUGAUACUGGGGGUAGAUGGGGAAGAUGGGCUGAGGAGGUUGGUUUACCAGAUGCUAGGUGGUUGUGCCGGCUGGAUACGAGUGAAUGAUUUAUGAGAGUGAGUGGAAUCAAUUGCUUGACUGGAAUGGUCGGCUG
This is a messenger RNA of Aspergillus aculeatus ATCC 16872, 1185 nucleotides long. RefSeq lists its product as uncharacterized. The transcript has a single exon. The annotation marks the transcript as partial. Lineage: Eukaryota; Fungi; Ascomycota; Eurotiomycetes; Eurotiales; Aspergillaceae. The record is from RefSeq and is a predicted model, not a curated record.